AUGGCCAGGAUAAUAUUUGUGCUGACACAUGAUGAGCUUGAAAUAUUUACUGAGCAGUACUACACAAGCGACAAUCUCAUGAAAAAGAGCACCUUGAAUGAUAUUUUGGACUGUUUCUUCGCCUCUGUUGCUAUUUGUCAGUGUGCAGAUUUAUCACCUGUGGGCAUGAUUGCACCUAAACAGUCAUUUCUGUUCUGGCCCCAGGUGUGGUUCCAACAAGCGGAGGCCAAGUUCCACGUUUGGCGCAUCACAGCCGACGACACCUGGUACUACUAUGUGGUCGGCGCAUUGGAUCAGAAGACGGCCGGUCGCCUGGUCCCUUUCCUUCCCGCCCCGCCAGAUCAGGGCAAAUAUGAGGGCCUUAAAGCAUUGCUUUUGCGGACCUUUGGACGAUGCCAGACGACAUCCGUCUGCUGCUCGCUGGUGAGGAUUUCGCGGACCCUUGACGAUCGAUUGAGUAGCGGUGGUGCCUUGGAGAGCCCAGAAACCAGGCCCUGCUCCCAUUGGGAUCCAGCUACGCCGCCUGUCCUGAAUGACCCGGGAUUGCCGGCAAAUGCGACCUAUCACCCCGCCCCGCCCCGCCCACUGUGCUGGGCCGUCUUGUCUCGGCUCGUCUUGUUCCUGGCGGUGCGGAACCAACCAAGGGCCGACCGCGCUCUGCAGCCGCUUGUGGGCAACAUGGAGUCCGAGAGGGCGGGGGGAGAGGCGGCCGCAGGCUCGGAGGGUGGGCGCUCGAGUGCAAACUGCGCGGAAGAAGAGCAAAACGUGUUGCAGGAACUGUCAGAGUUGCCGGUGGAGAGGGCGGGCAAGCGGCCGACGUGCUCACGGUGCAGCCGUCCUCAGAAGGUUUGCCUCUGCCCAUUCCUACCAGUUCAUCCACUGAAUAUUUCCACAUGCCUGUACAUAGUUCAGCAUCCAGCAGAGGAGAGUCGAGUGCUGCGGACUGUUCCUUUGCUGGCUGCCUGCCUUCCAGCUGACAAAUGUAAAGUCUUUAUUGGACGGCGCUUUAAUGAGGACAGGCACCCUGAACUUGCAGCAAUUUGCCAGAGUGUUGGUACAUUAAUCUUGUUUCCUGGACCUGAGGCAAAUAACCUGGAAGAACUUGAACUUGAUCCAACGCUGUCUCCUUACAAUAUUAUUAUCAUCGAUGGGACCUGGAGCCAGGCCAAAGGAAUGUUUUAUGGAAAUUCCCUCUUCCGCUUGCCUAAACAAGUUCAACUCAAAACGAGUUUAUCAAGCCAGUACAUAAUUCGAACGCAGCCAAAUAAUACUUGUCUCUCUACACUGGAGUGUGCAGCCUUCGCGCUGUCAAUUGUGGAAAAGGACCAUUGCAUUCAUGAGGUUAUACUUCGUCCCCUUCGAGCAUUGUGCUCAUUCCAACUUCAGCAUGGAGCUCAAGUCCAUCACAGUAAGGAACAUCUGAUUAAGAAUGGAUUAUACGUAAAACAGAUGCCAAAGAAUAAACAUAAACCUAAUAAAAUGGAAUGUUUAGAGAAAGAAUAGGUGAUGGGUAUAAUUUUAAAAUUACAUUAUUUUUUAUGAGCAGAGCUUUAUGACAGUGGUUUUCUGUCUCUGAAUCUCUUCAUUUUCAUUUGAACUGGACAUUGGUUUGCAAAAGUUUAAUUCCUUGCUUAUUUCUAUUUUGAUUUUUUGUCUUAAUAAAUUCACCAGGAGUAAGUUUCUUCAGAGUUGCUUCUGUUGUACUUCCAUGAUUUAGGUGCAAAAAUUCAUGAAAAGUCUUAUUUACUGAAGUCAGUAGGGUUUCUUUUGAAAUUGGGUCAUUGUUCUGGUGCUGAGGUUGAAGAAUAUUCAGUUCCUCAAAUCAUAGGAUAUUAUUUGCUAUUUCAUGGUAUUCUCUGUGGCCAGGUUAAAAAUCCUGCAAUCUUCACGAAUAAUGGCAAAUACAGCAGGCAUGUCUUUAUCCCUGCUCGGUGAUUAAUAGGAGUCUGAGGGGUAACUUCGCACAAAGGGUGAUGGGUGUAUGUAACAGGCUGCAAGAGGAGGUAGUUGAGGCAGGAACUAUCCCAAUGUUUAAGAAACAGUUAGACAGAUACAUGGAUAGGACAGGUUUGGAGGGAUAUGGACCAAACGCUGGCAGGUGGGACUAGUGUAGCUGGGACAUGUUGGCCGGUGUAGGCAAGUUGGGCUGAAUCACUCUAUGACUCCGUGAUCCCCUUUGCCAUGAGAAUAUGUGGUCUUACCCAGGUUUCAUCAUAAUCACUGCCAGCGAUUGGCAACCCAAGAAAUGGCAGAUGCAGGAAUCCUUAAACAAAACACGAGGAACUCUGCAGGUCAGGCAGCACCUGUGGAGGGAAUUUACAGGUGAUGUUUGAAGUCGGGACCUUUCUUAUUAGACUCUAUUAUUGGGUUUGCUACUGAGGGUACCCGGACGUGGUGCCAAUGGACAAGAAGCCAAAGCAAAG
Molecule: messenger RNA, 2423 nt
Organism: Leucoraja erinaceus (little skate)
Lineage: Eukaryota; Metazoa; Chordata; Chondrichthyes; Rajiformes; Rajidae
Gene: dtwd2
Product: DTW domain containing 2
Source: RefSeq, a predicted model, not a curated record